ACUGCUACUCUAUAAAAGCUAUAUAUCCCACAUGCCCUGUCUUGCCAGCCAUCCACCAAAGUUUCAAUUUGUGUUUGAUAGCAUGGCGCAUAAAGCUUUUCUUACAUUUUUUGUGCUCUUCUUCUCUUUCUCCUAUGUUCUCUCCAUUUCUGCUGAUCCUACAACAAGAAGCCUCAAGUCAAAGAAGGAAGACCAAUCAGUUCAACAUCUACUGGCUCAGGAAGCAAUGGAUUUGAGGGAUGGCGAUGAAGUUUUUGAUGUAGGGGAAAGAUUUAUAGAGGGGAGAAUAUUAAUGGAUUUUGAAACUUCGGACUACAGGGGCACAGGAGCAAAUCCAGGUCAUGACCCAAAACCUCCUGGGAAAGCUUAAAGUCCAGAUUUUAGCCAUUUGUGUGUGUAGAUGUAGAUCUAAACAAACAUAUUGCACUUUGGAUCUUGAAAUAGUUUGGCUUUUCCUGUUACUCAUCAGUGUACUUCUUAUCCAUACUCUUGAGUUGUCCUUGUCUUCUCUUGUACACUGAAUCUUGGAAAGUGUGUGUGACCUAACUUGUGUAUGGUGUUUUUCUUCAAGAAAUAUAUAUUAAUGUUAUAGAUGGUUUGGCUUUUAA
Messenger RNA from Quercus robur (English oak), 608 nucleotides. RefSeq lists its product as uncharacterized. The record is from RefSeq and is a predicted model, not a curated record. The coding region runs from base 32 to 370 and encodes 112 amino acids. NCBI's taxonomy places the organism in Eukaryota, Viridiplantae, Streptophyta, Magnoliopsida, Fagales, Fagaceae. The transcript has 3 exons.